This is a messenger RNA of Gavia stellata (red-throated loon), 1483 nucleotides long. It is a transcript of the gene ZNF277, whose product is annotated as zinc finger protein 277. NCBI's taxonomy places the organism in Eukaryota, Metazoa, Chordata, Aves, Gaviiformes, Gaviidae. The record is from RefSeq and is a predicted model, not a curated record. The transcript is spliced from 12 exons. The coding region runs from base 1 to 1326 and encodes 441 amino acids.
AUGGCAGCGUCCCGCGGGGCUGACGGGCCGCCGGCGCGGGGAGAUACAGAGUGUAUUUUGGAGCCUCUGUCUCUGCCAGAAAGUCCAAGUGGUGGUGCUGCUGUAGAAAGUUCUCCCUAUGUGCCUUGUAUUUUCUGCAAAGAAUGCUAUGUCUUAGCAGAACAAAACCAGCUCCUGAAGCACAUGAUUAUUGAACACAAGCUCGUCAUAGCAGAUGUGAAACUGGUUGCAGAUUUUAGAAGUUACAUCUUGUACUGGAAGAAAAGGUUUGCAGAACAGCCCAUCACAGACUUUUGUAGUGUGAUAAGAACAAAUUCAGAAGCUCCAUUAGAAGAACAGGACAAUUAUUUUCUUCUAUGUGAUGCUUUACCAGAAGACAGAUUACUUAGAGAACAGCUUCAGCAAAAGAGACUGAAAGAAAUACUAGAACAGCAACACCGAGAGAGAUACGACAUAACUUUUCAUAGUAUGUGUAUGUUCUGUGAUCAAGAAUUCACAGGAAACAGAUCUGUCCUUCUCAAUCAUAUGGCAAGAGAGCAUGCUUUUAACAUUGGGCUGCCAGAUAACAUUGUGAAUUGCUAUGAGUUUUUGGCAGUAUUACAGGAGAAGCUCGACAAUUUGCAGUGUUUAUACUGUGAAAAAGUCUUCAGAGACAAAAACACACUUAAAGAUCACAUGAGAAAGAAGCAGCAUCGCAGAAUCAAUGCCAAAAACAAAGAAUAUGACAAAUUUUAUAUCAUUAAUUACUUGGAAUUUGGAAAGUCCUGGGAGGAAGUGCAGUCAGAGGACGAUCGGGAAUUACUAGAUAACCUAGAAGAAGACUGGUCUGACUGGGAAGAGCAUCCUGUGUGUGCAGUUUGCCUGUUCUGUGAACAACAAGCAGACACCACAGAAAAACUGUAUCUUCACAUGCAGAAAUCACAUGGAUUUGACUUUCCUAAAAUAAAGUCAGAGCAUGGUCUGAACUUCUAUCAGCAAGUAAAGCUAGUGAACUUCAUCAGAAGAGAAAUCCAUCAUUGUCGUUGUUACAACUGCCAGGAGAAAUUUCAGUCUAAAGGAGGAUUGAUAAGUCAUAUGGAAGAGACCAAACACAUUACAUUCCUGCCAGCCAAGUCUACAUGGGAUCAGCCACAGUAUUAUUUUCCUACCUAUGAAAAUGAUACACUCCUGUGUACGCUGUCAGACAGUGAAGAUCUGAUAACUGAGGAUCAAAGUGAAGAUGUCCCUGUUGUAAGCGAAGAUAUAUCCAAUCUAAAAGCUCUCAAACAAAGCAGUGUUUUAAACCAGCUCCUGUAUGAAGAGAACAAGAGUCAGGAGAACUUUUGACCUUGAAUUACAGUUGCUGACCUUUGCAUGUUUUUUCUGCAAGACAAAAAAAAAUACAUUCUUUCACUAAUACUGGAAUACAGUUUAACUCUUAAAUGUUAUCACUGGGCAAAUAUUAUAUGAAAGUGAAUGCUAAAUAAAAUUUAAGUGUAAACUU